Penicillium lagena is the source of this 2709-nucleotide messenger RNA. It is a transcript of the gene chsA, whose product is annotated as chitin synthase I. Gene Ontology annotation, cellular component: cell periphery; cell septum. The record is from RefSeq and is a predicted model, not a curated record. Bases 1 to 2709 code for a protein of 902 amino acids. Lineage: Eukaryota; Fungi; Ascomycota; Eurotiomycetes; Eurotiales; Aspergillaceae. Gene Ontology annotation, molecular function: chitin synthase activity. The transcript has 4 exons.
AUGAUGAACCCUCACCACCCAAGUGCCCGCACGCCUUCCCCCGGCCGGCCGUUGGAAGCCUACCAGCUGUCGGACAAUCCAUACGGCCACAGCGGUCAUCUGCCUAUGCCAUCCACUGAUCGCUUGGCCGAGCAACCAACCUACUCCGUUGAGAAUAUCCACGGCUCCUACGGCCACAACGAAAUGUACGAAGCACAUGGAGGUCACUACCCCGGUUACGAGUACGCGGUCGACCCGAACGCCCACCAUGACGCAUACUACAACCAGCCGUACGAGCCCACUCAUACACCGCAGGAGGACUACGACUUGGGACAAUAUCCAGAAGGUGGGCAUACUCCGUUUGAGGACCCCAACGCUCCUAUGCUGGGGCAAUCUCAAAACCCCUUUGAGGGGCCAGAUCCAUACAGAGAUGAGUUUCAAGACGAGCGGCCAACCCCUAGCCCGGCGCCCAUUCGGCGCUGGAAGACGGUCAAGGAAGUUCAGCUGUUCAACGGCAAUCUCGUGCUGGAUUGCCCCAUUGCCCCGCGGCUGCUCAGCCAGGUGCCGCACGCCGAGCCUCCGGGCCGCGAUGAGUUCACCCACAUGCGCUAUUCGGCGGCCACCUGUGACCCGGCUCAAUUCUUCGAAGAGCGCUUCACGCUGCGCCAGAAGCUGUUCGCCAAGCCGCGCCACACGGAGCUGUUCAUCGCAGUCACCAUGUACAAUGAGGAUGAUUUCCUGUUCGCGCGCACCAUGACCGGUGUCUUCAAGAACAUUGAACACAUGUGCUCGCGCACCAGCAGCAAGACAUGGGGCAAGGAUGCUUGGAAGAAGAUUGUGGUGUGUGUGAUUAGUGACGGUCGUGCUAAGAUCAACCCCCGAACUCGGGCUGUGCUGGCCGGUCUGGGUGUGUACCAGGACGGUAUCGCCAAACAGCAGGUCAAUGGCAAGGACGUGACGGCGCACAUUUACGAGUACACGACGCAGGUGGGCAUCGAGCUGAAGGGCGAACAGGUCCAUCUGAAGCCGCGAUCGGGACCCCCCGUGCAGAUGAUUUUUUGUCUGAAGGAAAAGAACCAGAAGAAAAUCAACUCGCAUCGCUGGUUCUUCCAGGCCUUCGGUCGUGUGCUCGAUCCCAAUAUUUGUGUUUUGUUGGAUGCGGGUACCAAGCCCGGCAAGGACUCGGUUUACCACCUGUGGAAGGCCUUUGAUGUCGAGCCCAUGUGCGGUGGCUGCUGUGGAGAGAUCAAGGUCAUGCUGUCGCAUGGCAAGAAAUUGCUGAACCCUCUGGUGGCCGGCCAGAACUUUGAGUACAAGCUCAGUAACAUCCUGGAUAAGCCCCUGGAGUCUGCGUUUGGGUUCAUCACCGUGCUGCCCGGUGCCUUCUCCGCCUACCGGUAUGUUGCUCUGCAAAACGACAAGAACGGUCAGGGUCCACUGGAGCGAUAUUUCAUGGGUGAGAAGAUGCACGGCGCCAACGCCGGUAUUUUCACUGCGAACAUGUACCUGGCCGAGGACCGCAUUCUCUGUUUCGAGAUUGUGACGAAGCGGAAAUGCCGGUGGCUCCUGCGAUACGUCAAGUCGUCAACUGGUGAGACGGAUGUGCCUGAUCAAAUGGCCGAGUUCAUCUUGCAACGACGUCGUUGGCUGAAUGGCAGUUUCUUCGCUGCCAUCUACGCCAUCACCCACUUCUACCAGGUCUUCCGCAGUGACCACAGCUUCCUGCGCAAGUUCAUGCUGAUGAUCGAGUUCAUCUAUCAAACGAUUGCCAUCAUCUUCGCUUGGUUCGGUAUCGGUAAUUUCUUCCUGGUUUUCCACAUCCUGACGACUUACUUGGGCGCAUCCAAUCUUUUGGGUACGGUGGGUAAGAUCCUGGGAAUUGUCUUCGAAUGGCUCUACCUCGCAACUCUGGUCACUUGCUUCGUGCUGGCGCUGGGAAAUCGCCCCGGCGGGUCCAACAAGUUCUAUAUGACCAUGGUGUACUUCUGGAUUGGCAUCAUGUGUUACCUGUCCUUCGCCGCCGUAUUUGUCACGGUGAAGUCGGUUCAGGAAGACUUGAAAGAUCACCCGCAUUUCGAAGUCAGCGAGAUUUUCCGGAAUAAAACCUUCUUCUCGAUCGUUGUUUCGAUAGGCUCGACCUAUCUUAUGUGGUUUGUAGCCUCGAUCAUCUUCCUAGAUCCGUGGCACAUGUUUACCUGCUUCAUCCAAUACAUUCUGCUCACCCCGACAUACAUCAACGUCCUGAACAUCUACGCCUUCUGCAACACCCACGACAUCACCUGGGGAACGAAGGGCGACGACAAGGCCGAGAAACUGCCGUCCGCGAACCUGAAGCCCGGCGGCAAGGUCGACGUGAACAUCCCGCAGGACGACGGCGAUCUGAACGCCCAGUACGAGGCCGAGCUGCGCUCGUUCUCCAUGAAGCCCCCCAAGGAGGUGAAGAGCGUCUCCGAGGAAGAGAAGCAGGCAGACUACUACAAGGGUUUCCGCAGUGCUGUCGUGCUGGCCUGGGUGUUCUGCAACUUUGCGCUCGGCGCUGUUGUGCUCAGCGCGGCGGGUCUGGAGAACUUCGAUAACAAGGAUGCUGCCUCCAACGGCCAGGAUCUCACCCAGAGCAACCGGUCCCUGAUUUACAUGCAGGUCGUGUUGUGGAGUGUGGCGGCGCUGUCGUCAUUCAAGUUUGUCGGUGCCAUGUGGUUUUUGGUGGUUCGGAUGUUCCGCGGCGUUUGA